Melampsora larici-populina 98AG31 is the source of this 1443-nucleotide messenger RNA. RefSeq lists its product as uncharacterized. The record is from RefSeq and is a predicted model, not a curated record. Bases 1 to 1443 code for a protein of 480 amino acids. Lineage: Eukaryota; Fungi; Basidiomycota; Pucciniomycetes; Pucciniales; Melampsoraceae. The transcript has a single exon.
AUGCGAGUUAGCAGUUGCUUACGAUGCUGUGUUGAUUGUUCGACUGUAACAGCACAAGGAGACCGGAUUCUUUUAUUACAAGCUCAGGUGGAUGACGCCUACGUGAAGGGGAACAUCACACUAGGAGCAUCACUUCUGGCAAAACUUACGGAGAUGAUUGCCAGCGAACCGGCUAGCAACUACGCCCCUAGCGUACGAGACCAGGCCCCAAUUCCGGACAGGCCUCACCAACCGCAUGGGAGACGAAUCACUCCACACCGACUGAUUCAAGAGAACCUUUCUGACUUCUCCUCGAGCACCAGACAGGAACCCAGAGAAGUCCCACGGCCGGUCGACGGGAAUCGACAAACCUUGCUGUCUAGAGCCGAACCCGCCUCAGGUUGGAACUAUAACGGCAACACACAGGGUCGAUCUCCUUCAACCAUAGCAGAGGUCGCAACGGCAAGACAAUCGCCGGCAGUUGAACCAGCCGUUGGAGAUGAAGCCGUCAGAGCGAAAGCUAUGCUAGAAUCAGGGAGAGGCCGGAUGGUGUUAGCAAACGGAGAUGUAAUCGAGAAUGGAAGAUUGAUGUUAAAAGACAAGACCAAACAGUUAGAGAAAUCCUUACCUUCCCUCAGCCCAGUGUUAGCACACUACCUCCGAACCUUCAAGGCAUACAUCCCUUUACCCGUCUUCGACAAGCUCUGGUUAAUCCGUGAUCAACAAGCAAGAGAAGGAACGGAACCACCUUCUGAGUCAAAGUUGAACAAAGGCGGCUCAAAUUUAAGGAUGUAUGGUGGUGAUCCGCCUAUGGAUGAACUCACAAUGCAGUAUGAGCAGUGGCUAGACUGCUUUACCCUGUUCUCGAGAUACAUUCAUGAUGCAGGCUGGAUAACGUUAGCUGAAAACCUGAAGGUCCAUAAGGAAAUAGUGGUGGAGUUGAGAGACACGAUGGGCUGGAUGGUGGCACUCCGCUACUGUAAGCGAGUGCGAGAAGGAGUCAUGAGAACGACGGUUGGAGGCGAGAUAGUGAACGUAUCAGAGAUCCAGCGAACGAUCCUGGACGAAGUAAAAUUAGUGUGUAGUAAUUUCGGUGAAAGAGCUAUCCGCUCAAACCCAUAUGCGCCGGGAGGCACGAAAGAGCACCUCGAUCCGGAGUCCGGUUUACCAAAAGUGAGGCCAUUCGCGGGUCAAUCGAAGAAAACUGGGAUGAGGGUGGAAGAGGGAUCUUCGCUGGGUAAGAAGAAGUCGUGGCUACCAAACGACCAGUGGGAAGCCAAGUUGAGGGCCGAGGGGAAGUGGAUAGACAAGAAGGAACAGUCAAGCAGUAGAAGAUCAGGAGACUACGACCGCGGUAGAGGUAGUGAUAGAAGAGACUCGAAGCGAGGCAGAAGCCGUAGUAGAAGUCCAAAUCGCUACGAUAACAGGCGAUCUAACGGUAGAGGUGGUCGUCCAAGACACUAG